GAAACUUCAACUCGCUAUGCCGCCAUCUUUCCUUGGGAUACUAUUGAGUUAGUAGAGCAAAAACAAUAACCAUUUCGAAUGAUAAUUUCUCCGGUAUAGAUCUGCUGAAUCAUUUCUGUUUGCGUGACCGCUGUACAAGUACAAAUUUUAAAGAGCAACAGUGUUGACUGAUUUGACUAUACUAUACACGUAUAAGGCAAGACACAGCGGUUUGGUGCAAGCGCUCGACCAGUGGAGGUGGUCAACAUGGGCCGCUCUCGGAGCCGCAGCUCGUCCCGCUCCAAACACUCAAAAAGCAGCAAGCACAGUAAGAAACGGAGCCGGUCGCGGUCGAGAGACAGGGAGAGGUCAAAGAAACGCUCCAAGUCCCGGGAGGCGAAAAGAAACCGUCGCAGAGAGUCUCGUUCGCGUUCUCGGUCCACCACAACUUCGUCCCGCAGAGAGAGAGCAGCCUCGCCGCCGGAGCGCACCGACAUCUUCGGCAGGACACUGAGCAAGAGGAAUGCUCUGGACGAGAAGCAGAGAAAGGAGGAGGAAGAGAGAAAAGCAGAGAUGGAACGGCAACGGAAGAUCCGGCAGCAGGAGAUAGAAGAGAAGCUGAUCGAGGAAGAGACGGCGAGGCGCGUGGAGGAGCUCGUGGCCAAGCGGGUCGAGGAGGAGUUGGAGAAGAGGAAGGACGAGAUCGAGCGGGAGGUCCUGCGGCGUGUAGAGGAAGCAAAGCGCAUCAUGGAGCGGCAGCUGCUUGAAGAGCUAGAGAGGCAGCGACAGGCUGAGUUGGCAGCGCAGAAGGCCAGAGAGGAGGAAGAAAAAUCUAAGCGGGAGGAGCUGGAAAAAAUCCUGGAGGAGAAUAACCGCAAGAUCGCCGAUGCUCAGGCCAAACUGGCUGAAGACCAGUUGCGUAUAGUGGAGGAGCAGAGAAAAAUUCACGAGGAGCGGAUGAAGCUGGAGCAGGACCGUCAGAGGCAGCAGAAGGAGGAGCAGAAAAUGAUCCUCGGCAAGGGCAAGUCCAGGCCCAAGCUCUCCUUCUCCCUCAAGGCCACCGAAUGAAAACUGCUCCCUCUCCUCUAUCAACACAUCCUGCCCUGCCUUCACCCAUGUCCCGCUCUCCUUCCUUGUCAUUUGACCCCACUCCUCCUUCUCCUCGGUGGAACACUCGCUUCGUUUUGGAAGUGCUGAAGGAAGGCCGAAAAAAAGGGGUGCAGAACAACAUGUUAACUGACCCGACCACCCCACCCCCCAAAAAGGAGGCAGAGGGACCUGACUGCUCGCUCCAUUCGUCUCAUCCCCAUGGCACACGUGACUUUUUUUGUUUUGUUUUAAUUUUAGGGAAUUUCAACUGUUGAUGUAGAAUGCUUUAACAUGCUCUCAUGCCCUGUUGAGUCUUAACUCUGGUGUAACAGCAAGCACCUGUGUUCUCCUUCCAUGUCGUCAUAGCCAGCAGACAAUAGUCAAGUCAAUAGUCAAGCCCCAAUUUCGGAUCUAGAAGACUUACAAUGUUCUAGUUUCAUUAACUGUAUAAGUUCAUGUGCAGCCUGGGAGUCGGCCUGUGUUUUUCCUCUCCAUGUUUGUUCUUUUUCUUUUUUAAAUAAGGGCUGUAAAAGUGAGCCUCUACAAAAGCACAGUUACAGUACUUCUCAUCAACUUCUGUAUGUCACUUCCUGUCCCCAUGUUAUCCCCUCAUGUAAAUCAGCAGCUUCUCCUUAUUUAUCAGCAUGUAGUCCAGUCCAGAGAGGAAAUGUUAAAGCUUUCACUUUUUAAAUCAAUGUGGUGUAAAUUAACCUCAGGCCUGGAUGACCAGGCUGUCCAUGACUGAAGCACACACACACCUUCUACAGGAUACGUGUCCCGACUUAGAUAAGCGAGCCCGUGGCUAACGAAGGAGAGAGGGGAGAUGUUUCCUGUAUGAUGUAAUGUUAUUAGCCUUGCUAUGUGAUCUGCCGACUCCUGAUCCCCAUCCCCCACAUAAAGAGUGUGUUACAGAAAUUGAUCCACAGCGAAACAAAAAACAUGAAACAGUAAAAAGGCAAAAUACUUGAGCAUUGUUUUUAGCAGACUCUUGUGGAAAAAACAGCGAAAUGCACGAAAAAAAAACAACUCCCAACCAUAGACUCAAUGUAACUUCCACGAGUUUUGUUUUGUUUGUUGUAAAUGAACUUGAUAAUUCACAACUUGGUAAGUUUUGAUUCGAUCUGGAUGGACAAGUUAAGGUAAGAUGAGGUUAGUGUGUGUGUGUGUGUGAGUGAGUGUGUGUGUGUGUGUGUGUGUGAGAGAGUGAGUUAGGGAGGCUGACCUCAGGUGGGUAUUCUGACUUGUUUUUGAAUUUGUCAUGUGAUUUUUUUAUUUUUUUUUUUCCCCACUUGUCAAGGGACUGAAACAUUGAGUAAAUCCAUUGAAUGCCUACA
This is a messenger RNA of Solea senegalensis (Senegalese sole), 2402 nucleotides long. It is a transcript of the gene arglu1a, whose product is annotated as arginine and glutamate rich 1a. NCBI's taxonomy places the organism in Eukaryota, Metazoa, Chordata, Actinopteri, Pleuronectiformes, Soleidae. Gene Ontology annotation, molecular function: cadherin binding. The transcript has 4 exons. The record is from RefSeq and is a predicted model, not a curated record. Bases 247 to 1047 code for a protein of 266 amino acids. Gene Ontology annotation, cellular component: nucleoplasm; mitochondrion.